ACGGCACAAAAAAAUUAAUAUUCAUAUCGCAAAAAGAUAUACUCAGACGGGAGAGGAUUGGUAACCGGGUUUCGCUGUUCUAUUUGGCCAACAGGCCAUUGCUUUAUAUUGCCGUCAACCUGGCCUCCCUUCCUUUCAGGUUCAAGGGUUCCGGUUCGCACACCAUGGCACCCAGCGCUGUGGCUGUUCCGCACCACCACCGGAAUACCACCAAAUCUGUAAAUAAGGCGUUCAAGUCAAAGCAUCUUUCCAAAGGCGCUCUUAAGGACUUGUCCAAAGGCAAAAUCGAGGAGAGGGGCAGUCGCAAAACUCCCCACCAACAAUUGAUGUCGAAACUUGAUCGCCGCAAUCAAACACGCCAGAAACAAAGACUGAAGCACCAAAACAAGUCCGAAUCCGUGAGCAUAUUCUCAGGCCAGAAUGGAGCAUCACGACAUGUUGCCGUUAUCCCCAUUGCAGACACCGUGGACACCGAUGCGGCCAUCAGGAGCUUGAACGAGAGCCUCGAUAUUCCGGAAACAGAUAUUCAAGGACAUACGUGCCGUGUUCGCAUAGAGAGAUUUAAGCAGAAUAUUCUAUACCUUCCAACAAAAAAAGAUUUGAUUAGCGCACUGGAUGCUUGUCGCUUGGCAGAUUUUGUCAUUUUUAUCCUGCCCGCGGACGAUACACUGGACGAAGGGGCUCAGUUAAUGCUGCGGGCGAUUGAAGGUCAAGGAAUAUCCAAUGUGCUUGCGGUAACACAGGGGCUCGAGAAAAUCAUGCCUCCCAAAAAGCGCCCACAGAUUACUGCUUCGCUCAAGUCUUUCAUCACACAUUUCUUCCCCACACUAGACAAGGUGCAUUCGCUGGAUUCAAGGCAGGAAUGUUCUAACAUAGUACGCGGCAUAUGUACGGCGACGCCAAAAGGGAUUCGUUGGCGGGAUGAUAGAAGCUGGAUGCUUAUUGAGUCUAUACAAUGGCCCGAAUCGUCUUCUGACGCAUCUAACGAAGUUGUGGUCACCGGUGUCGUACGGGGUAGGGGCUUGAAAGCUGACCGCUUGGUCCAUAUACCUACAUGGGGUGAUUAUAAAAUCUCAUCGAUUACCGCUGCGCCAUUGCCGUCAGCUAAACAGAAGAAGGGAGAUCAUGCAAUGAAUAUCGACGACACAGCGGAACCGCAAGUUUUGGAUCAACCAAGCGCUGAUUGUGACGAUUUGGCUACAGUUGCCCCCGAGGAAGUCGUCAUGAUGGAUGAAACUUUCUCUCUGGCCGACACGGAGAAGAAAGGGGUACUCCUUGAUGACUACCACUACUUCUCGGAUGGCGAUGACAAGCAUACGGCACGGCCAAGGCGCCUGCCCAAGGGCACGUCUGAUUAUCAGGCGGCAUGGUACCUUGAUGAUCUCUCUGACUCCGGUUCUGACCUAGUGGAUGAAAUGGAUGAUGUCGAUGAAGACAUGGACCUGGACACUCCAGCCGGGCCAGAAGAUGGCUUUUUCAAUAUGGACAAGAGAGACGCCAUGACUGAAGCUGGUGGCCCUUCCGAAUAUCCACAAUCAGAGAUGUUCCUCGACCCAUCACCUGAAGACGAGGCGCAACAAAUAGAAGAAUAUCGCGCUAGCCGAAAGAAUGAAGCGAAAGAGGACUUAGAAUUUCCCGAUGAAAUUGAGCUUCACCCAUCUACAAUUGCACGAGAAAGACUAGCUAGAUACAGGGGCCUUAAAAGCCUUAAAACGAGCAAGUGGGAAAUGGAAGAAGACAGAGCACACGAGCCUGAAGACUGGCGUCGCCUGUUACAAAUCGUUGACUACAGGGGCUCCAAAAACCAAUGUCUCCGGGAAGCGCUCGUCGGUGGCGUCAAGCCCGGUUCCCGCGUUGACGUUCAUCUCAGCGACGUACCUCCACACCUAAGGUCGCUCUCGUCACAGCCAACUUCUCUCUUCUCGCUUCUCCGACACGAACAUAAACACGCAGUCGUUAACAUCAACAUGACCCUAAACUCCACCGUCACAGAACCUCUCAAAUCCAAAGAAGAACUAAUCAUCCAAUGCGGCCCACGCCGUCUGAUGAUCAAACCCCUCUUCUCCGCCGCCGGCAACACUCCCAACAACGUCCACAAGUUCGAUAGAUACCUACAUCCAGGCCGCAGCGCCGUAGCUACAUUCAUCGGCCCGGUCUCCUGGGGUUCGAUACCAGUCCUAGUAUUUAAAAACACAGCCGCCGCCGCUGCCGCAGACACCGAAGCCAUGGAUUCAAGCGCGGAUAAUGGAGAGCUCGAUACCUGGGAGCUCAUCGGCACCGGCACAACCAUGGCGCCGGACCAUUCGCGCGUCGUUGCCAAGCGCGUCAUCCUGACCGGCCACCCGUACAAGAUCCACAAGAAGGUCGUCACGGUGCGGUACAUGUUCUUCAACGCGGAGGAUGUGAAUUGGUUCAAGGCGCUGCAGCUGUGGACGAAGCGGGGCCGCAGCGGGUAUAUCAAGGAGAGUCUGGGGACGCAUGGGUAUUUCAAGGCGACGUUUGAUGCGAAAAUUAAUCCGCAGGAUGCGAUUGGGAUUAGCUUGUACAAGCGUGUUUUCCCCCGAAAGGCAGUUGCAUGGGGAGAGGCAACGCAUUGACUGGUUGUCUCAAACGAAGAAAUAAUGCAGAGAAAACAGUGUUUUUGAAUGGCUAAUUUUUUUCAUUUUGCCUCUUAUCAUCUUGCUCUACCCUCUAUUCGCAUUGAUUGAUGGUUUUAUGACAUCCCCUUUGUUUUCUUUGACUUUAUUUUAAACUCCCUUUUUUGCAUGGCGAUAGAAAAGUGAAAAUAAAUUCCACGAUAUUGCGGGUCCUCUGGUUAGGACAGCGAGAACCCCCCCCCCCCCCCCCC
This is a messenger RNA of Blastomyces gilchristii SLH14081, 2848 nucleotides long. RefSeq names its product pre-rRNA processing protein Tsr1. Bases 165 to 2597 code for a protein of 810 amino acids. The transcript has 3 exons. Gene Ontology annotation, biological process: endonucleolytic cleavage of tricistronic rRNA transcript (SSU-rRNA, 5.8S rRNA, LSU-rRNA); ribosome biogenesis; maturation of SSU-rRNA from tricistronic rRNA transcript (SSU-rRNA, 5.8S rRNA, LSU-rRNA). Gene Ontology annotation, cellular component: preribosome, small subunit precursor; nucleus. The record is from RefSeq and is a predicted model, not a curated record. Gene Ontology annotation, molecular function: GTPase activity; U3 snoRNA binding; GTP binding. Lineage: Eukaryota; Fungi; Ascomycota; Eurotiomycetes; Onygenales; Ajellomycetaceae.